AUGUCUGUCGCACAUGGAAUUCGCAAAGUCGCAGUGUUGGGCGCGGGCCAGAUGGGUCUUGGUAUCGCAUUUGUAUCCGCGGUGCAUGCGCGUGUACCAGUCUUGCUAUAUGACCGUUCGAACGCGCAAAUACAGAGUGGUAUGAAGCUUAUGGACAAGAUUUUGGAGAAGGACGUUGCUAAAGGCAAGAUCACCUCUGAGCACGCCAAGGAGGCCCGCGACCUUGUUUCAAUUGUUGAUGCUGAGCAGGGAAUCAGAGGCAUAAGAGAUGUUGACAUGGUCAUCGAGGCUGUUUCGGAAAAUCUAGCUCUUAAACAGUCACUCUUCCGAAGUCUUGCUGAGGAAUUAUCGCCUGGCGCCAUUCUGGCUUCUAACACAUCAUCAAUCAGUGUCACCAAGAUCGCAGCUGCUACAAUUCCAGAGGGAAAAUCAGCUGCGGAUGAGCAAGCAUUGAAGAACGCUUCCCGGGUGGUUGGUCUCCACUUCUUCAAUCCUGUGCCAGUAAUGAAACUCGUUGAGCUCAUUUCGGCGCUCCAAACUUCGAAAGACACCCUUGAUCGCUCCCGUGCAUUUGCUGUUGCAUGUGGAAAAGAGGUAACGACAGCACAGGAUGUGCCAGGAUUCGUGUCUAACGCGCUUCUCAUGCCUUUUAUCAACGAGGUGCGUGUAUAUGUUGUCAGAAUUGAUGAUCUGCUCCUCACGGUCAUCAUCAUAUGCCGCUGCAUGGGCAUUGGGCACGCUUUUGACACUGGGCAGGCCAUCAUGAGCUUAGAAAGGGGGGUUGCAACGCGAGAUGAUAUUGACAAAACGCUGAAACUCGGCAUGAAUCAUCCAAUGGGCCCGCUGCAAUUAGCGUUGGAGACCAGUACCGCGGAUGCCAGCAUUAUGUCAAGGUAUACGAAACCGGAGUCAAGAGAGAUUGUGGUUCCCAUCAUUGUGCUCUUAGCAGCGCACACAAGCACACGGCCAGAAAUUGUGGCUGCCCUAAAGCAUAUUCAGAAUAUCAAAAGGUGCAAAACCUCAUUCGCGGCAAGUGCAAAUCAUGUGAAACAUGGGCUUGGAAUCAACUCGAACGAGAAUCAGGGCGAACAUACUAGCGCGUCAUUGCAGUUCUACGCCGUUCUGAGGUUUGAGGUCGAGGUUCCCUGGGUGGCGCUGCCUUAG
This is a messenger RNA of Fibroporia radiculosa, 1164 nucleotides long. RefSeq lists its product as uncharacterized. The transcript has 10 exons. Bases 1 to 1164 code for a protein of 387 amino acids. NCBI's taxonomy places the organism in Eukaryota, Fungi, Basidiomycota, Agaricomycetes, Polyporales, Fibroporiaceae. Gene Ontology annotation, molecular function: NAD+ binding; oxidoreductase activity, acting on the CH-OH group of donors, NAD or NADP as acceptor. The record is from RefSeq and is a predicted model, not a curated record. Gene Ontology annotation, biological process: fatty acid metabolic process.